CUCCUAAAAUUUGUAUGGUUGGUUUACCUUCAACUACCACUUCCCACUUUGCUCUCUCCAAAAUUGUAGCUCUCUCUCUCUGAAAAAUGGCUGUAGCUCAAAUCUCUGCGUCUCUCUCCCUUUCCAUCAGAGAUGCAAGUGGUAUUAGCUCAGCAGCAGCAAGUCCUGCUCGGCUUCCCCUUUUCAAUUCCCCUAGAAUUGGGACUGCCUUUUCUACUGGUUCUCCACUCAUCAUUAGAACUGUAUAUCAUCAAAGGAAGGCAGUAUGCAAAUCAAUGCCACUUUCUGUAAGGUGUGAGCAAAGCACGAAGGAAGGCGGUUUGGAUGUAUGGCUUGGCCGGCUUGCCAUGGUUGGCUUUGCUGUAGCUAUUAGUGUUGAGGUAGCGACGGGAAAGGGACUUCUGGAGGUAUGAACACAUGCUAUAGGUUUUUACAUCCCACCCAAGAUUGCCUAUUUACUUUCAAUUGCAUUCAUAUUUAUGGGAAGUAGUGUUGGUUUCCAUACACUGAACAACCUGCUUAAACCAAAGAUGAUUUACCAAGUGCAUCAAAGAUAUUGAAAAUUUAUCCUUGAUGUUGCUUUAAGUGUCGAUUUAAUUCUGUAGGAAACUUACCAAACCUCAAAUUAGAAUUUAGAAGUAGCAUCUAUAGAUUAUUUGUGAGUUUAUUUCUAAUACUUGAGAGACUUGGAGCCGAACUCAGUUGAAAUCUUGUCACUUUGAGCGGGUUCUUCCUA
Messenger RNA from Prunus avium (sweet cherry), 736 nucleotides. NCBI's taxonomy places the organism in Eukaryota, Viridiplantae, Streptophyta, Magnoliopsida, Rosales, Rosaceae. The record is from RefSeq and is a predicted model, not a curated record.